This is a messenger RNA of Ilex paraguariensis (yerba mate), 920 nucleotides long. Lineage: Eukaryota; Viridiplantae; Streptophyta; Magnoliopsida; Aquifoliales; Aquifoliaceae. The record is from the annotation of a GenBank genome assembly.
CCUGGAACCCGUCCAACCCGCCCGGGUGAAAAGUCGCCUCGAAUUAUCCAAAAAACAAAAUUCGCCGCCUGAAACCCCCGCUCGCACCAAACCCGUUUUCGCUCCGAUCCCCUAAACCCCCUCACAUUUGCCACUCACCCUACCUGGAUCGGGACGUCCCUGGCACGGUUCAAUUUUUUGUCCAGGGCUCAGAUCGAAUUGGUGUAAGAAGACAUUCAUGAGUACGGGUGAUAGAGAGCUUCCUUGAGGAAUUCUUUGAUUGUUGCCCUUAUUUGUUGCCAUUACCUUAUCUAUUCAAGAGAGUGCAAAAGAAGAAGAGGAAGGGGAAUAGCUUCAUUGUAGACACAACAAUGGUCGAAGUUUGGUGGUCCCUCUUGGGGGCUGCUAUUCCGGCCGUUAUUGCAGGACAAGCUUUUAGAGUAAAGCGAAGGCAUGCCGAAGAGCAAAGAAUUAAGAGUGCUCGGGGAAGAGAGAAGAGUACUGAUGAUAUUUUUGUCUGCGAGAGGGUUUGCACGUCAAAGAGAAUGCUUAAAAAGGUAGGAGCAUUCUCUAAGGACCCAAUUCCUGAUACUUGUGUCACUGUUUGUGGUGUAUCGGAGCUUGAUGCUUGCUCUGAUGCCUGUGCUCGUACAGUGUGCGUUAAUCAGCACCAAGUUCCCAACUGGAAUGACAUCUGCCUUAGAAGAUGUCAGAGUGAAUGCCUAAAACUCUCUUCUUCUCGUUCUUCUUAGUUCAUCUUCAGUGAAUUUCUGUCCUCAAUUUGGAAUUUAUAUUUUCUAGAAAUGCUGUUUUAGUGCAGUGAUUGGUUUAUACCAUUUUAAGAGAUUUUAUGAGAUACUCUCCUUGUAUGAACCUGAGUUGGCUAGCCUUCAAAUAUUGGGGUAGUCUCUUGCAUGUUACUCUUGAACUACUUAUACUCU